AUGGGUGUACACACCAAAAAGAAAUCUAGGAUAUUUUCAUCGUUGAGCGUUGAUUUACUUGGCCUAGUCAUUAACAAGGUUAAGGACAAAGAAGAUAGAAACUCGUUACCUCAGAACUGCAAGCAAUGGUUUAAAUUGGAAGGUCUAGACCGGUCAUCACUUUCCCUUGAUGUUAACAAGCCCGGAUUUUCCCUUCCUGCACUAACUAGAUUCCCCAAUAUAGUCAAUUUGACAUUAUGGGAUUUCAAGACCCACACCGACCUCGAAUUCAUAGCCAAACCAAAAGGUGAUGGUUGUAUUUUAAGCCGAAAAGGUCUCUGUGCUUUGGGAGAUGGGUGUCCCAAAUUGUCCGAAGUUGAGAUUAUUGGGCCAAACGCAACAGGGGAUUCUGGAGUUGAUGAGCUUUUACAUUCAGCACAGAACUUGGAGCCCCUGGUUUUGCUAAAGAAUAGCUUGAUAUCGGGUGAAGCCCUCAGAGCAAUUGGGUUCACAUCUUCCAUUAGCAUUUUAGAGCUAAUACAUUGUUAUAACAUUACAGAUGAGGGAUUGGCUUUUUCAGUGAAUGGAUCUACCUCAAAAACCCUUAAGAAAUUCGUCCUUUAUACUUGCCCUAAAAUCACUAAUACUGGGGUCGAGCUUUUGGGCAAAAUGUGCAGCUUGGAGCACCUGGAAUUGUCCUCUGGGGGAGAAAUGAGUCAAAUCACUGAUAUUGGAGGUGUGGCAAUCUCUGCAAUUCGAACCCUCAAGGAAUUGAGAUUGAAUCAUCUAAACGUGUCAAACCCUACCAUAGUCGCUCUUGCACAGAAUUUCCGCAACUUGGAAAUACUUGAUAUAGGGGGUUCUGAAAGGGACUUUUAUGUUCUAUGA
This is a messenger RNA of Rosa chinensis, 867 nucleotides long. RefSeq lists its product as uncharacterized. Gene Ontology annotation, cellular component: SCF ubiquitin ligase complex. The record is from RefSeq and is a predicted model, not a curated record. Gene Ontology annotation, biological process: SCF-dependent proteasomal ubiquitin-dependent protein catabolic process. The coding region runs from base 1 to 867 and encodes 288 amino acids. Lineage: Eukaryota; Viridiplantae; Streptophyta; Magnoliopsida; Rosales; Rosaceae. The transcript has 3 exons.